This is a messenger RNA of Ostrinia nubilalis (European corn borer), 2427 nucleotides long. It is a transcript of the gene Grip75, whose product is annotated as gamma-tubulin complex component 4. The transcript has 12 exons. The record is from RefSeq and is a predicted model, not a curated record. Gene Ontology annotation, cellular component: equatorial microtubule organizing center; centrosome; spindle pole. Gene Ontology annotation, biological process: meiotic cell cycle; cytoplasmic microtubule organization; microtubule nucleation. Lineage: Eukaryota; Metazoa; Arthropoda; Insecta; Lepidoptera; Crambidae. Gene Ontology annotation, molecular function: gamma-tubulin binding; microtubule minus-end binding. Bases 120 to 2129 code for a protein of 669 amino acids.
GUAAAUUACUGUUUGUUUCGGUUUGUUUUGUUUGUACAUUGUCAAAUAAAAAUAACAAUACAAUACGAAAGUCUUAUUAUCAACAUUUAUCAAUAAUAGUUAACAGUGAGUUUGCAAUUAUGAUGCAAGACGCCCUUCUAAUACUAUGGAAUUAUACUGAAGAAGAAGAAGUCGACUAUACAAAUAGUAACAAUUCAGAAAUGUUUGCUGAGCAAGGUGACGCAGAAAUAUACGGCAGAAUCUGUGAUAUAGCCAAGAGUCAUCAGAAAAUACAAAAUUUUUUAGAACUCACUGGAUUUCAGUCUAGGAAAUCGCAAACAGUUUCAGGUCUCAGAUCAUACGGAUUGUAUGCCCAAGCGCUUAGUGAAGGUAUAGCUGAGGUUCUGCAGUCAUACAAAAAGACUUUGGUUGAAGUCGAGAGCCUCGUAAUUGGUAACCACAACUACACACUGUCAUUUGUAUACAGUUAUGUUGAAAAAUACCGGGGCCUUUUUAACACAUUAAAUAAGUUGAUUGUCACCAUCAAAGAGAGAAGACUGGUAGGCUGCCAGAUCUUAAGCUUGAUACAGCAGUAUAUUCUCAAUGGAAAUGAGAUGGUGCAUGAAGCCGUUGUCAAGAUAUUUUCCUGUGUCAAUAAAGUAUUUAUCAACCAACUUUGCACUUGGCUGCUUUACGGUGAAUUAAGAGACCCAUACCAAGAAUUUUUUAUCUUCCGCAACCAAAAAGAUGAAUCCUCAGACACAUUCCUCUCAUCGCCUUCAACUAAUACUUGUGAUAAGUCACUCAUAUCUACAUUACAAGACACAACUUUAGAUUGUGGUUACCAUCUAAACGCGAACAUGAUACCAUAUUUUAUACCUCUAUCACUGGCCCAGGAAGUCCUAUUCAUUGGGAAGACAGUGAUUCUGUUUAGUUAUGACCCAAAGAAAAUCAAAAGAAGUAAUUGUUUUAUCACAAGGCCUGUGAUACCACACCAGAAGUGUGGAGCUGAUUCUAGAAGAUUUACCAUUUGGGAGGAAAAAGAAGCAGAGUUUCAUACAAAAUUACAAAAGCUGAAGAAUCCAGAAGUCUUUGAAGUAGCAACUUUAAGAAGUGUUGUUAGAGAAAUCAAGGAAUGUGUUACUAAGCACUUAUGGAAUGUAGCAGUGGAAGAAGCCGAAUUGAUUCACGAAGUGCGUCUAAUGAAAGACUUCUACCUACUUGGUCGAGGUGAACUAUUCCUCGAGUUGUUACGUCUAACUGCCCAUAUAUUAGAGAAACCAACCACGAGAACUGCUACUAGAGACAUGAACCAUGCCUUCCAACUUGCUGCUAGAGCAGUAUUUCUCAGUAACAGCGCAGAUAUUGAGAAAUUCAGUUUUGAGUUGCCCUAUGUAAAGCCCAACAUCUCAGCCAAUUCCACCAUUGAGGAUGACAGCAGUACAGUAGCUGACGGCUGGUCGAGUAUUGUCCUCAAGUACGACUUCAAGUGGCCGCUUCACCUGCUGUUCACUCCAGAGGUGCUGGCGCGCUACAACGACAUGUUCCGGCUGCUGCUGCGCAUCAAGAAGACGCAGCACGACUUGCAUGCGUUGUGGAAGACUUACAAGCAGGCCACCAGCUUCCAAAUGUGCCAACUGCAUAACAAACUGAUGUUUCUAAUGGACAACCUACAACACUACUUGCAAGCGGACGUCUUGGAGACAAACUUCUCUCGAUUGAUGGACGCAAUCGACCGGACUAAUGAUUUUGAGAAACUGAAAAAGGCGCAUGCAACUUUCCUCGCUGAUGUACUGAGCCAGUCGUUCUUGACUGUCACUUCGUCCCAAGAGAGCGAUUGCUCCGGCGACACCACCGACUCCAUAAACAACCCAGUGUUCUGCAACAUCAUGGAGCUCCUCAAACUCUGCCACUCCUUCUGCAGUAUGGGAGAUUUCGCGUCCGAUAAAGAGGCGGAAGAUUAUUAUAUCAGAGGGUUUUCAGAUAGGUUCAACAAACUAGUGAAACAACUGAUGCAGUUGCUAGUUUCACUGCGCGACCGGCCGUGCGGGGUGUUUCUAGCUCGGCUGCUGAUGCGAUUGGACUACAACCGUUGGCUCAGCGGUGAAGCGCAGCUCACUCAGUCCGUUACUAAUAUGUUGCGGUAUUAAACUCGAGAAUCUAGAGCUUAGAAAUGGAAUUGCUGUCGGUUGGUCACCAUUCGAGAUUCUAUGUGUGAUCGAAGAAAGAAGAAAAAAACGUUGUUUUGUAUCCGUAACAAUAAAAUUGAUUGAUUAACAUGCUGUAACAUGAAAAGAUAGGUCUUUUUUCAAAUCUCCUAGAAAAUAACAAGUUUUGUCUGUUACUGUCCUUGUAAAAUCCGAUAGGUUAUUUAGUUUUUAUAUGAGAAAUGUAAUCUUGCAUACAGUGCCAUAUUAUCAGCUAAUUAAAAUUAAAUUCACAAGUUAA